This is a messenger RNA of Scheffersomyces stipitis CBS 6054, 510 nucleotides long. It is a transcript of the gene RPA34, whose product is annotated as DNA-directed RNA polymerase I subunit. NCBI's taxonomy places the organism in Eukaryota, Fungi, Ascomycota, Pichiomycetes, Serinales, Debaryomycetaceae. The transcript has a single exon. The record is from RefSeq and is a predicted model, not a curated record. The annotation marks the transcript as partial. Gene Ontology annotation, biological process: transcription by RNA polymerase I.
AUGGUAUCAUACAAGUCUAGUGAAUAUGUCCAGGACUCGGACUCUGACUCCGAUACUGACAACCAAUUCGAGCCUCCUAAGAAUUUCCAUAAAGUUUCCAAUUCGGCUUCCACGCCUUUCCCAAUAGCAUCUACUGUUUCAAACAAGGAGAUCUGGUUGAUUAAGGCACCAAAAGGUUUCCCCAUUAAUGAUUUGAAGAGCUUGCCAGUUUCUUUCACAUCCACCUCUAUAAACAAUGGACCAGCCCCGGUCAAAGUCAAGGGACAAUCUUUCCAGAUCAAUGAAGAGUUAUUGGUCGAAGAUGCUACUGAGAAUCGUAAAUACUCCAUCUUGGUAAAUACCAAGAAGAAUUCUUCUUUCAUACCUUUGGAAAGUCAAAACAUAGCUCGUUUUUACAACGUUAGAGAAACAGUCAAGAUUCCAAAAAUAGAUCUCGAAAAGGUAGUCAUACCAAGGGUAGAUGUCGAGAAGGUUGAAGAUUUGAGAAUGAGACACUUCCCUACCGGAUAC